AUGCCUCUGUCUUACGAUAUACCAACAUCCUCUCCUGAAUGGCCACCCAGCGUUGUUGAAGAGACACCACCACCGGUCGAGCUUGAAGAGACACCAUCACCUGGACCGCUUGAAAUUGAAGAGACUCUCCUAAGUGAAGAGUCCAACACUGUGUUGUCCAGCCCUAGUACUACUUCCGAGUCUCCUCUGGCCGCCGCUGACCACGAAGCUGCUGGCCCCUCAAACAUCCCGGACUCUUCUCCAAACACUGCUUUGCAAAACCCUCUGCUCAUGCCUAUCACCAACACCAACGUCUCCUCCGGCUGGCCGAUCCCCAGAACGACGUAUUAUACCUUCCUGAACGAAUUUGUUGUGCUAGACGAUCUCGUUCAACUCCCGGAAACCGUCCAUCCUACACGUCCCGUAUCAGCAAGAGCAAUGGCUGUGGAACGCUUUGCAUUAUCAUGCGCAAUCCAACACCUCAACCGCCACAUACGCAAUUGGAUCAUGCAUCAUCCUAGUCCAACUCACAUUGGAAACCUUCAUGAACACGAAGGUGUACAAGAGAUGCUCUCAGUGAUAGACUUCUAUGGGUACUAUCUGACGUUGCCCCAAGUGCACUGGCACUUCACCUGGUCUAUCUACAAACUGAGAGUCUUUCGUGUAUCUAAUAAUCAAUACUGUCUGCACGCUCGCGACGCCGGGGCGGAAGUGAGAUAUCUCGAAGACGACGAAGACGAUGAGCUGGAAGAUGAGGAUGACAAGGAGAUAGUCGAAACCAAGGAGAGGGUUGCGGGCGACGGUGCCUCUGGUCGUAUGGACAUUGGCAACUGA
Aspergillus mulundensis is the source of this 813-nucleotide messenger RNA. RefSeq lists its product as uncharacterized. The coding region runs from base 1 to 813 and encodes 270 amino acids. The record is from RefSeq and is a predicted model, not a curated record. NCBI's taxonomy places the organism in Eukaryota, Fungi, Ascomycota, Eurotiomycetes, Eurotiales, Aspergillaceae. The transcript has 4 exons.